UGGAGGGAGAAUUCCUCGAGAGAACCUCUAUGGACAGUUCUGGGCAAUAUCUGGUUUAGUCUCAGGAGGUUUACACGUCAGUUGGAAGAUUCUACCCCUGAGAGCUUGACCGACAGCAUCGUUGGCUGCGGAAGCUUGAAAAUCACCUGGGGAAAAUGCACCAGAGAAAAUCCAGUGUGUGCAGGGUCAGCACGGAUUGUUCAGCUGGUCAAAGACCAGAGAAUCUUUAGCGGCGUUGAAUGUGUUACCAGCAACUGCAAUGGCUUCUUCCCAAAGGAAAGGACUGCAAGCAAGGGUGCUUAGCUCUGAAGAGGAGGAGAAAUUGCAGAGAGACCAAGCUUUGGUGUCUGACUUUAAACAGCAAAAACUGGAAAAAGAGGCUCAGAAGAACUGGGACCUCUUCUACAAAAGAAACAGUACCAAUUUUUUCAAGGACAGACACUGGACCACCAGAGAGUUUGAGGAGCUAAGAUCAUGUAGGGAGUAUGAAGGUCAAAAAUUGACUUUGUUGGAAGCUGGAUGUGGGGUUGGGAACUGUUUAUUCCCACUUUUAGAAGAAGAUUUGAAUAUCUUUGCCUAUGCCUGUGAUUUUUCUCCAAGGGCAGUUGACUACGUUAAGCAAAAUCCUUUAUAUAACACAGAGAGAUGUAAAGUAUUCCAGUGUGACCUCACUAGAGAUGACCUCCUUGACCAUAUCCCACCAGAGUCUGUGGAUGCUGUCACAUUGAUCUUUGUGCUCUCAGCUGUUCACCCUGAGAAGAUGCACCUUGUCUUACUAAAUGUGUACAAGGUAUUAAAACCAGGCAGAAGUGUCUUGUUCCGUGACUAUGGGCUGCAUGACCAUGCCAUGCUUAGGUUUAAAGCUGGAAGCAAACUUGGAGAAAAUUUUUAUGUCAGACAAGAUGGAACCAGAUCCUAUUUUUUUACUGAUGGUUCUGUAAAGGUGGAAAGGAAGAGGAGGGAGACCAGGAGCUGCAACAGGAAGGAGCCAGCUUCUCACAUGACUGCAGUAGUCUGUAGGGCUGAAGGGUGUUACUUGGGUGUGGUCGUGCCUCCUCUGCCUGACUCAGCAAUAUCCCCCACCCCAGAGAAUUUCAUACAUACAGUUAGAGGUGUUGUCUGAUCAUUCAUUUAGAAUAAAGUAUAGGGCCUAUUGAGAUGGCUCAGCAGGCAGAGGUAUUGGUUGCCAAGCCAGAAAACCUGUGUUUAUGCUACUCACAUAGUAGUAGGAGAGAACUGACUCCUGCAAGGUGUUCCCUGACCUCUAUGUGUACUGUGGCAUGUGCACAUACACAUGAAUAAAUUAAUAAAUGUAGGCCGGGCGGUGGUGGCGCACGCCUUUAAUCCCAGCACUCGGGAGGCAGAGGCAGGUGGAUCUCUGUGAGUUUGAGGCCAGCCUGGUCUCCAAAGCGAGUUCCAGGAAAGGCGCAAAGCUACACACAGAGAAACCCUGUCUCUAAAAACAAGCAAACAAAAAAAAAUAAUAAAUGUAUAUAAAGUAAUAAAUAUGCUGAAAUCUGAAACCCUUACCAUGGCAGACAGGCAUUGCAUAGUCUACUCACUGGCAGGUCUUGGAUCUCAUCUGCCUUGCUCUCUGUCCCACACACUCUUUCUUGCUCUACCCACUCCCCCCUCCCCCAGCACAUUGCCAUCCCGGGACUUUCGCACAUGUCACUAAAGUAUUCUUCCCUGAAGGGCGGCACAGGUGCUUUGUCUUUUAAUAUCAUUCAGGCCUUGGCAUGUUAAGUGCAUAUGUUCUAACCACAAUAGCACCUCCUUUUCUUGGCACUGAUCACACCUGCUGUGUGUGCGUGCAUUGUGUGUAUGUGUGUGUGUGUGUAUGUGUUUUGUCUGACUCUGUAAUAGAAUGUAAGCUCUCUAUCUGUGGUGAGUUCAUGUCUUUGGAUCUCAGUAGUCACUUGGCAUCUGGGGGUGUUCAAAUGUGAAAUAUCUAGUAAGUAUUUGUCAGACGCCUAAAUGAAUAGACAACUGAGUGGUGCCUCAUUUCCCACAGUUUAUAUUUGUGAUGGCCCAUCUUCCUUAUAAACUUGCCUGGGUUUAGAAUCACCUAGGAGUGUAGAUGUAACCAACGGUCUUAUUAAAUAAGAAACACAGAGCCGAUUCAGAGAAGAAAGCCAAGAGGUCAGAGCUAAGAGCCUCACCCUUCCUGAUUCAGGGAUCCUCUCCAGCCAAGAGAGCUCUCCGAAAAAAGGGGCCUACUUCCUGUGUGUAUGUCUUUAUAUAGUGUAGCUGUUCUGCCUUCUCAUUGGUUGUAAACCUAAACAUGUGACUGCCUCGUCACUGCCUGAAUGUACCGCCCUCCGGGUCCUUAAAGGCGUGCGCCACCGCCGUCACGCACUUGCUAUGGCUCUAAUAGCUCUGACCCCCAGGCAACUUUAUUUAUUAACAUACAAUUAAAAUCACAUUUCAGUACAAGUAAAAUACCACCACAUAGGAGACACACCUCUGGCCAGUCUGUGAGGGUGCUCUAGAGAUGUCUAACCAUGGAGUGAAGACCCACACUUAAAGCAGGUGGUCAUCCUAAACUGAACAAGAAUGGAGAAGGGGAAAGUCAGCUGAGCACUGGCACUCCAUCUCUGCUUUGUCCAGAUGUAAGCAUUCUCAUGCUGUCACUGCUAGUCCUUCCCUGCUGGAUGAGCUGUUCUCUUAAACCGGAUUCAUUCACAGUGGCUACAAGUUAUAUGUCCUUGUCCCCCCAUUUCAGGGUCUCUAGAGUUUCAGGAAAAGACAAAAGGAUUUGUUUUGUUUUGUUUUGUUUUUGAGACAGGAUUGAUCUGUGUAGCCCUGGCUGUCCUGGAACUCACUCGGUAGACAAGGCUGGCCUCAAACUCACAGAGACCCUCCUGCUUCCUAAAUACUGAUAUAAACAGUUCCUGUGUCACAUAAAGGAACACAAAGUGAAAGUAGCUUACCAGGAGAAUUAUUUUUGCAAAAAGUAUGCAGCAAGAUCCAAAUUGAGCUAGCAAGCUCUUUGGGACAGGAAGUUCACUUUAAAAAAGUAUUUUUGUCCAUGAGUGUUUUGCCUGCAUGUUGUAUGUCUGUGUACCACAUGCAUGCAGUGCCUGCAGAGCUCAGAAGAGGGUGUCAGAUCCCCUGGACAUGUGGUUCUUAAAGCUGCCAGAUGGGUGCUGGGAACUGAACCUGUGUCACCCGGAUGAGCAGCUAGUGUUCUUAACUGCUGAGUCAUCUCUCCAGCCCCUUGGUUUUUAUACCGGGCCAGGUAGUAACUGUGUGUGUCUCCCAUCAGCUGGGGUCCAACCUCACGGUGUUUCAAGACUGGCUAGUUUCAAGAGGACUGGAGCAAAGGAAAUUAAGGAAAUUGGGAAGAGGUGGGUCACUUCAAAGUUCCAAGAAUGAGUGUGUGAACAAACAUUUUGCUGCUGGGAGGAGAUUAAAACACUUGCAUAAAGAUAUCACAAGAUGGAGGUGAUAAAAAGAUGAGCAUAAAAUCUUUCAAGGUGAGAGAGAGAACAAAAUUUGAAUUCUCUGUCCUAAACAAAAAGUUUUAGAGUGUUUGACAGACUAAUAGUUGCUGGGUACACCCUUUAAUCGAAGCACUCGAGGCAGAAGGAUAUGGAUCUCUGUGAGUUCAAGGCUAACCUGGACUACAUAGUGAGACCCUGUCUCUAAAACAAAGCAAGACUAAUACUUAAUGUUUCUUACCCUGCUGAGAUUAAAGCCAUGUGCCACCAUGCUUAGCCUGGAAAAGACAUUUUUAUUAGAAGAGAGACAAAGGAACAUUUUCAACACAGCUGUCCUCCUGAAGAUGGAGAUGUAACACUCUGGGAUAGCACAGGACUUCCACCAAGUACUGAAUAAUAAAUCCAGGUGGGUAUAGAGAUACUGUAGAUGUAACUGUCUUAUUAAAUAAGAAACACAGAGCCAAUACAGAGAUGAAAGCCAAGAGGUCAGAGCAAUAGCUAAGAGCUAAAAACCUUACCCUUCACUGUCGCUGUUGCCCUACCUCUCCAAAAGAGAGCUACUUCCUGUGUCUGUCUUUUUUUAUAGAGUUUCUGUUCUGCCUUCUCAUUGGUUGUAAACCCAACCACAUGACCUCCUAGUCACUGCCUGCCUGUACAGACCUCCAGGUCUUCUAUGGUUGGUAUUGAGAUUAAAGGUGUGUGUCUCCAAUGCUGGCUGUAUCCUUGAACACACAGAGAUCUACUUAGCUCUGCCUACCAAGUCCUGGGAUUAAAGGCAUGCACCACCACCGCCCAGCUUUUGCUAUGGCUUGCUAAUAGCUCUGACCCCCAGGCAACUUUAUUUAUUAACAUACAAAUAAAAUCACAUUUCAGUACAAAUAAAAUAUCACCAUAAGAUACCCUCGAGUUGAGCUCUCCAAGGGUGGACCACACGAGGGUCUCUCCAUUGGAGCGCGGCUUGUUUGAUCACCCCAGACAUCAGGCUUGGAUGACACAGGCACAGCAAUAUGUGACCAGCCUGCAGAGAUGGGGUCCCAGAGGACAGGAGACCAGGUCUGACCGGUAUGGUGGCCAGAGAGGAAUAAGCCGGCAUAAGCCUGGCCCGACAGACAUCUCCGUUCUCCUCCCUCCGCAGCCUCUCCCCACUGUCUUAAAGGUUAACUGGGAAGCACAGAGGCUAUGAGUUUUACCCAGAAAGAUCUGUAUCUUGAAGUGGUAAGGCGGUAUACAAACACAGGUAGCAUAUUUUCCUCUACUGUUUGGAGGAAGAUAAACCACAGGGCAAUAAAAACAAAUAACACCAAUACAAUCUUUAAGCAAAGCCAUGUCUCAAGAUUUUGGCUAAGGCAUUUCACCUGUGUUAAUCAGAUUUUUAAAAUUUUUUUUUUAAUUUAAUGUGUAUAGGUGUUUUGUCUGCAUGUAUGUCUGUACACCACAUGUGUGUCUGGUAUUCACAGAGGCUAGAAGAGGGCAUUAGGAUCUCCUGGAACUGGAAACACAGGCAGUUGUGAGCUGCCAUGUGGUCCUGAGAAUUGAACCCAGGUCCUCUGGAAGAGCAUCCAGGGCCAUCUCUCCAGCCCCUAAUCAUCAGUGUGACAAAAGAUGACAGAGAUAACUCAAGCUAGUGAACAUUCACUUUAGCUCCUUCUUUUAGUUCAUGGUUGUCUGACUCUGUUACUUUGGGCCUCAGGCAAGGCUUUUGAAUAUCAUGGUUGCAGGAGCAUGAUGGAGGCUGUUCAUCUCAUGGUAGCUGGGAAGCAGAGAGGAGGAGGAGGAGGAGGAGGAGGAGGAGGAGGAGGAGGAGGAGGAGGAGGAAGGAGUCAGAGCAAGAUAUACUCCCUCAGUGACUGCUUCCUCCAACCAGCCUCCAACUUUCACAGUCCCACUACCUCCCAGAAGUCUAGUUAGGUUCUGGGUUCAAAUACGGGUCAGUCUACUGAUGGAGGCAGGACUUGCAUGAUUGAAUUAUUUCCCCCAAAACCUCACCUCAAAACACUGCGUGUAUCAGAACCUACCGUUAGCUGUCUGGGGAUACUUCACAUCUGAAGUAUAACAGCACCUCUGCCCACACUGAGGCAAGUGAUAAGACCCCUGCCAAGCAGUGCUGCUUUAACACAUGCAGUCCCAAACUAUAGAAAUGACAGACAUCUGGCUGCCUGGACAGUCACCCAAGGUUCCUCUGUAACAUUGGGGCAUCAUCGGCCUGCAGGCCUAGAAUAUCUGACAGACUUUUCUGUGAAGCAGGAAAUUUUUGAAGGACUGCCCUACCUUGUCAUGGCAAAGUUUGGCAGUUGCUUUUUUGUGUGUCCUGCUUGUCCAGUUUGGAUAGCAUACUGUGAACAGUCAAGGCAAGGGCGGUUUCUUGUCCAAAUGGCUAGCUUUUGCCACAAAGAAAGCAAACUCCAUAUGGAGGUUCUUCAAUGCUUAUCAUCCUUUUAUGAAGUAGAUUGGUGCUGCCAGGAGCAGAUGUAUCUCAUCGACAUGAAAGGCCUUGUUAUUAAAACAGUUUAAAAUUCCAUAUUCUGUAUGUCUUUGAAGAGUUUGGAGACCAUCUCUGUAUUUAAAGUAUAUCUCUAUUUGACCUUGAAAACAUACCUAUAUAUAUGUUUGAUUGUUAUAGAAGACUAACUACUAACUAAUAGUAUUUCUUUACUAUCCUAAAUAGCUUUCAAGGACUAAAACUUUACAUAACCUUUUAAAAUGAGCUGCAUCAGUACAAUACCUUAAACAAGAGUAGGAACAUAUAUACAGUAUAACAAAAAUAACCUUAAAUUUGUAUCAUUAUAUAAAAAUCCAUACCAAUGUAAAAUGUUUGAGACCAGUGGUUGUUCAAAAGUAGACUCAACAAUCCACCCUUUUAUCUCAUCGUUUCUAUACUAUAUCCCCCUUUUCUCCUUUAGAAUGAGAUCCUUGAAUCUAAUCUCCUUUAGUUUUCUCCCUGACCAUGACCAAUAAUAACUUGUAACCAACCACCCUUAAUGAUGACAAACAUCCAUAACCCAUCAAAUGACCAAAAACCAUCCACCCCACCUCUUGGCAAUAUGGGCACCAUGUUCUCUAGACUGCUUCCUGUUGUCUGGGGGCAAUGACAUCUUUGAGGGACCCUGAGAAAAGUAAGAUAAUAUAAAUUCCUGGGAGAGCUAGCUAUUGUCUAGUCUCAGUGUGCUAGAAAAAUGUAGGGCUUAUCUGAAGUCUGGCUGGAGUAGUCUGUGAGGCUGGACCAUCUCAGCCAUCAGACUUGAAGCUGUUCUGGAUAUAGAACUCUGAGGAAACUGCAACAGAGGCAUUCUUAGAGGCUGGAUCACCUGAGCUACUUGUCUUCUUUGGUGCCUGGUCCCCUUGCUCUGAGAACACACAAAGUUUUAAAGGUAACAUACAUGUCUGCAUUAACGCAAGUAUGAAAUGUGCAGUGUGCAUAAAUCAAUUAAAGAUGAGUUUGAGCAGGUAAAAGGUGUCUGUCGACUUUAUAAGUCCAUUUGGGCUGCAUAACCAAACUGUAAUAUAAAUCUCUGUCCAUGCCAUAUGAAAAGAUAGCAUGUAAUAAGUCAUGAUGGGCCAGUCGUUAGUGGCGCAUGCCUUUAAUCCCAGCACUCAGGAGGCAGAGCCAGGCAGAUCUCCGUGAGUUUGAGGCCAGCCUGGGUUACCAAGUGAGAUCCAGGACAGGCACCAAAACUACACAGAGAAACCCUGUCUUGAAAAACCAGGAAAAAAAAGUCAUGAGAACUCUGUAGCAAACAAGAUUUAUCAUGUCCCAUCUCAUCUCUGAGCUCUUCCCAUGCAGAGGGAUCAGCUUACAUGUCACUCGUCCUGUAGUCUUUUUUGGCUUCCUCUCCAGUGUCUGUAACCAAGAUUUUCAGGAGGUCUCCCCCAGUCCAAUCUGAUCUCUACUAACCUGGAAAGAAUCCACAGCCUUUCAUUUCCUGUGGAAACAAAAGUGUAACCUCUUCCCCAACGUAAUACAUUUUUUUACUUCCAUUUUAAAGUUAUGGCAUCCCUAAAGUAUAUAGGUUGGUUUAAUUCAGCAGUCCCUUCCAAUCCAAUGUCUCUCAGCAGCUGUUGUCUGUUUAUUAGCAUUCAAAAAGUUCAAAAUUAACAAAGCAUCAUAUAAAGUCCAAACUCCCUGCGUUAUAGUAUUUCCCAUCCUUACAUGGCUUAUUCUUUUUGUUAUUAUUAUUACUUCUCUCUUUAAAGACUUUACUUAUCAUUUUUAAACUAUUUUUUAUGACUAUCUACGUCCUUUUUCUUUUUUUUUCUUCAGUGUCUAAGCAUAUUUUUAAAAACACUGUAACCUGUGUAGAGAUUUUUUUUUCCAUCUGAACCUGUUUUACUGUGUAUCUGUAACCUUUUCUGUCUGUAUGAACAAAACCUUAAACAGCUCAUGGCAUGCUGGCAGCUCAAGUCAGCAGGCAGUGGCCAAGAUACAAAUAUCUGUACCAUGACCAGCAUGAGAGACUGCGGGACUAGGAAACCACGUUUGGCUCUGUUUUUGUGUGUUUGGAACCUUUUUUUUAAAGCUUUUUCAGGUGUUACAUGGAAAUACAUACCCCCAAAUUGGAUGCCAUUUGUAGCUGGCCUUUUUCAUCAGGACUGCCUGCUCCCCAGUAAUGACAUGGAGACUUAUUAAUUAUGAACGCUCGGCUCAUAACUUAGGCUUGUUUCUAACUAGCUCAUAACAAUCCAUUUAUAUUAAUUUCUUCCUGCCUCAUGGCUUUAUUAUCUCAUCUCCGCAGUGCCCAUCCUGCUUGCUCUGCAUCUCCUGGCAUCUCCCUCUUCUUCUUGCCAGCAUCCUCUCUGCCCAGAAAUCCUGUCUCCCUAUUGGCCAUUCAGCUUUUUAAUUAACCAAUCAGAGUGACACAUCUUCACAGUGUACAAAAAGAUUAUUCCACAACAGCAGAUGAGCUACCCAUCUACCUCUCAGGGCCACUGAAAGCCUGACAAGAAGCAUUGCUGUCAUUGAAAACUUAUUACAGACAGCAUUAGAAAACUGUUUUCUCUGAGAAUGACACAUUAUGAUCAGGCAAUAGGUGCUUCUGGGAAAUGACAAAAUACAGAUCCAGGAAGGGAUCAUCAUAGCACACUUUAUCUAACCAGCUCCUGGGGUAUUUCAAAUUGUAAAGUUAAGCUGAAAAUGUUUAAAAUGGCCAACAAGAUCCCAGCCUGAAACAUACCAGCAAUGAAUAGCCCACAGGGUGAAGGGUAGGGGAAGCAUCUGCUGUUUUGAUUUGAAGGUCUGGCUGUGUCGCUCAGGCUGGUCCGGAACUUGUGGCCCUCUGGGGCUUGUUUCAGGUUGUGGACUGGAUGUUUUGGUUUGAUUCCUCGCAAACUCCUAUGCUGAAAUCUUAACUCCUAAUUGAUGGUUUUAGGAAGUGAAGCCUUGACAGGUCAUAAGGCUGGAGGGUGGAGGUCUGAGAAAAUGGAAUUAACAUCCUUACAAAAAGAGACUCCAGAGGUUUUUCUCUCCUCCUCCUCCUCCCCAUCCUCCUCCUCCUCCUCCUAUUUUUUUAAAUUUUUACAUCCCAACCAAAGUUUCCCUUCCCUACUCUCAUCCAAGUCCCUCUCCCCACCCCCUCCCCACUCCACCCCUCCUCCUGUUUCUCUUCUGAAACCAGUGGGCCUCCCAGAGGGCCUAGGUCAGUCCCAUGCAGGCUCCCUGGUUGUUGGUUCAGUUUCUGGGAGCCCCUAUGAGCCCAGGUUAGUUUAUUUUUUUUAAUUAAAUUUUUUCAUUUAUUUUACAUCCUGAUCACAGCUUCCUCUCCCA
Messenger RNA from Peromyscus californicus insignis, 9201 nucleotides. RefSeq names its product methyltransferase 6, methylcytidine (gene Mettl6). Bases 260 to 1123 code for a protein of 287 amino acids. The record is from RefSeq and is a predicted model, not a curated record. NCBI's taxonomy places the organism in Eukaryota, Metazoa, Chordata, Mammalia, Rodentia, Cricetidae. The transcript has 6 exons.